CCUUUCUUACCCUCAUCUAGCUUGGCUGCUGCCCCCGUGCGUAAGCGGCACCCACAGCAUUCGACCCGUGUGUGCUCUGUCUCUGUUUUUUCUGUGCUGCCAUCAGGCAACGUCCUUUUUGCAUCUGCUCUUCACGGGUGGUGUUUUUCGAUCCCCUCUUUCGCUCGCAGCACUUUGUUGAAGCAGCUCGGCUUGCCUCUGGCUUCGCUUCCUAAGCUUACGCAUGCGCUGUGGGGGCCUUACUAUUUGCGUCGCUGCCGCUCCAAGAGGAGCACAGAGCCUCGAGCGGGAGGAGCAGCUGCUCGGGGAGCGGAGAAAGAUUCUCCUCCUCCCCCCAGCCUGGAGGUGAGAAACACCCCUUUUACUGAAGGGCAGCCGCGGAUGGUGGAGCAGCUUGUUUUUGAACCCAUUUGGCGACUGUAUCGAGCGGCAGGGUGGAAAGACGCUCAGGGGCAGUCUCUCGACGAGGCUCCCACCGACCGUCCCCAGCACGCAGAAGAUCCAAGAGUCACCAGGCUAUGCACGAUAGCGAAGGCUCUGCAGCUCAAGGAAACGGAGCAGAUCGCUGCAGAAAUCAGACGGCUGCUCUCUCCUGCGAGACAGAGGCGGGCGGAAGAGAGCAGCAAGCUCAAGGAAGAGUUGGUGGGGGAGCUAGUGGCCGCUGUAAUGACGCGAUGGCUGCCCGUCGGGGAGACUCUGCUUGAGACUCUCGUUCUGCGAGUUCCCAAUCCGAUCGCUGCCGCUCGUCAGCGUCUCCCGCGUCUCUGUCCUCACCUGGACCCCUUUACCGCGCAGAUUGAUCCCCCGGUCGUCUCUGAGGGGGCCCCUAAGGAAGGGCCUCUCCAGGGGGCCCCCCCCGAAGACCCCCUCGUGAUCGUGUAUGUGGCAAAAUUCGUUGCCGCAGAUCUGCAAAGCCUCCGAGUCGUCGGAGCCACCUUGCAGGGCAACGAAGGAUGCAGCAGCUUUCUAGGCCUGUGCAGGAUAUUUGUUGGCUGCCUCCGUCGGGGAAUGCGAAUCUUCGUGUGCACCGAAGAACGCGGGGGGCCCCCCCCGUCUGGUGACGUCGAGGGCCCCCUCGGCUCGGGGGAGCUGCUUCUCACGCGGCAGGCGUACGUUGUCGACAACAUCUUCCUGCUCUUUGGACCAGAUCUCAAGCCAGUGAAAGAGGCCUCCGCCGGCUCCGUGGUGGCUGUUUCUCUGCUGCCAGCAGACGCAAGUGCCGACGCGACGCAGGGGGCCCCCCGCGAGAUGCUAAGGGACGUAGCCGCUUGGCUGCAAGGACUGCGCAGCCGGGGGGCCCCCCACCAUCGGCAAGUCGAGGCGCAGGAGAAGUACACCGAGGAAUUCGAAAGGUACCGUAGGGGGCCCAUGGGAGUCGAGGGAGCGCUUCGAUGCUCGACCCUCAGCAAUCACCCCGCCUGUCCUCCCUUGGUAUCUCCCUAUUCAAAGGCGUCUUCGGCUAUCGUGCGCGUGGCAGUUGAGGCGCAACGUCUCGAAGAUUCUGAGAAGUUCAUUCAGGGUAUUUCCCGCCUCUUCCUUGCAGACCCUUCUCUCGAACUGUCUGUGCUGGAUAAUGGGGAACUCCUCCUCGGCUGCUGCGGCGAAGUACACCUCGAAACCUCCCUGAGUGACCUCGAAGCCCUUUACGCCAGAGUUCCCAUUCGCGUAUCGGCCCCCAUGACGGCGAUAAGGGAAACCCUUGCAUUCGCUUCUGAAGUCGAAGCUGCGCAGACAGCUUCUGGGAUCGCUGCCCACACAUUUUCCCGCCGCGUGGCCUUCCCUCCAUGGAUCCCACCCCCCAAGGGAGGAGUUUCUGAAGAGGAAACAACGAGGUUGGAGGGGUUUCUGGCACACACAUCGGCAGCGCCAGGAGAUGCGCCGCUGGAAGCCUCGUUGUCUGCGUGGAUUCGAAAGCAUCGCAAUUACAACUCUUCGGUAUUUUGGGGAGGGGGAUCUGAGUGCCCUCUAGUAAUCGUCCUUAGGGCUGAAAAGAUGCCAGAUGCAGUGACGGACUGGCUCACUGCCAACUCGCGAGACUUGCUGGCGACCCUCAAAAGCAGGACCCCUGCAACGCGCUUGUUUCUGCACCCUCAGCAGCGGGAGUCUGGGGAGGGGUCGGAGACUUCAGGAGGCGCUUGUGGGCUGCCUCCCAGCGCCAGCCAAGACUUGCUGCACGCCUGCCUCAGAGACGUUGAGGCGAGCUUCAGCAACACCUGGAGACACGCCGAAAAAAGCCCUCAAAAUCCCCCCACACAACUCCCCAAGGCGAAAGCAGCAGAGGAGACUUUUCAAGGGCCCCCAGGGCCCCUUUGGAGCCUCGCGCUCAGCGGUGGGGCCUGCUGCGCUCUCCUGGCGUCGAGCAGUCUUUCCGUCUUAUUUCCUGAGGGGUGUUGCACUGGCAAGGAGCCGCCAGCGUCCGCAAGCGCCUUCAGAGGAACGGAGGGAGAAGAGGCUCCGAUCGGAUGGGCGUUCGAAGAUGCCUCUGAAAUUUCGACGCUCGCAGCCAACGGCGUUUCAGGUACUUUGGGAGGGCAGGAAAGCGGCUUGUCACCUUUUGCGGCGGCGGGGGGCACGCGGUGUACAGACAGCCUGUGUGGGUGUGGGUGCUCCGUCUUGAAUGCUCUGCGAUUUCUCGGCUCGGCGUUUCUUCACGACAGUUGCUGCGCGCUUGGCGGCUUGGCGCUGCCUCCCCACGGGAGCCUGCCAGCAGGGCAGAUGUACCGCUCGUGGCUACUUGCGCUGCCUGAUGUGUUUGCUCCAGGGGGGCUUUCUUCGCCCUUAAGCCGCCUGCUGCCAGCUCUCCUUGCUGGGUUCCAGCGGGCAUCUGUUGCGGGGCCCCUCGCCGAGGAGCCACUCAGGGGGGUCGCCUUCAUCGUUGAGGCCCUUGCCAUCGGGGACGGCCUGCUAGGGGCCCCUCGCAGGGGUUCCUACUGGCGUUUUCGCUCUCAUCGAGAGGGGCCUCGUUUUCUUAGAGAUUACGUCAUUUCGUCCAUGAAGGAGGCGUGUAGAGCCGCCAUGCUGCAGCGGGGACUAUGCAGGAUCUACGAGGCAAUGCUUAGAUUCACACUCAGCUGCGAUCAGAAGGUUAUUGGCAAGGCCUAUGCGGUGCUGGCGAAGAGGAGAGGGCGUAUCUGUAGGGAGGAGGUUCCCGAAGGUCAAACCUCCCUCUUCCUCGUCUCUGGUUUUUUGCCAACCGCUGAAGCCCACGGCAUCAGUAGAGAACUCAGGUCCAAGGCGUCGGGGCAUGCAGCGCUGCAGCUGCAGUUCUCUCACUGGGAAGUCCUUCAGGAAGACCCCUUCCCAGAAGCCUGCAUGACGGAGCAAGAACUAGAGGACGAAGGCGAGGCGGCAUUCGCUUCUCUGACAUCGCAAAUUCCCGCGAGAGCCAUCAUCAACUCGAUCAGAAAGAGCAAAGGCCUCCCCACAGAGGAAAAAGUGGUGGCCGAUGCAGAGAAGCAGCGAACCCUGUCCCGCAACAAAUAG
Molecule: messenger RNA, 3483 nt
Organism: Cyclospora cayetanensis
Lineage: Eukaryota; Apicomplexa; Conoidasida; Eucoccidiorida; Eimeriidae
Product: elongation factor-like GTPase 1
Exons: 15
Biological process (GO): cytosolic ribosome assembly
Cellular component (GO): ribonucleoprotein complex; cytosol
Molecular function (GO): ribosome binding; GTPase activity
Source: RefSeq, a predicted model, not a curated record